AUGGCGCAGAGUCCUGUAGUUAUCGUCACUGGCGGGGUGGCUGGUAUCGGUGCGGCCAUCGUCGACAGACUCCUCAGAGAAAAUGCUAGAAUUGUGGUGAUUGAUCUAGUGGAAGAACCGUUGAAGCAACGACAGGCAACGGUUGGAGGCGACAGGUUUCAGUACGUCGUCGGAGAUGUGAGUAACGACGAAAUCAACUCCAAGGCGGUCGAUAUCGCAAUCGCGACUUGGGGAGUUAUCGACGCAGUCGCUCUCAAUGCUGGGAUCAUGUCGCAUAUCCGUUGGAUAGGUGACAUGAGAUCGACAGAUGUGACAAGGAUUUUCAACAUCAAUGUUGUGGCUCAUAUCUCAAUGCUUUCCGCAGCGAUUCCACACCUGAAGAAAUCGAAAGGGAGGGACAUAUUCACUUCGUCAGAUGCGGGCGAGCAGCUGCGAUGGAAGGCGUGGGGCGCCUACGGAGCGUCGAAAGUAGCAGUCAACUUUUUCGUUCAGGCGCUGACUCUAGAGGAGCCAGACAUUACAGCUAUCGCCUUGUAUCCAGAAAUCGUGAAUACGCCCUUGGUCAACAAAAUUAUCAAAGGAGAAUUCCCGGGCAUGACUGCCGAUGAGUUGCAAGAAUAUAUAGGGUACUUGAGGCCUAAGCUAGUAGAGCCUCACCAACCAGGGUCGGUGAUAGCAAAGCUUGCUCUGACAGCUUCGAACGAUCUCAGAGGUGCAAUCGCUUUCUGGAACGACGACAGGUUUUCCUGA
This is a messenger RNA of Exophiala xenobiotica, 750 nucleotides long. RefSeq lists its product as uncharacterized. Bases 1 to 750 code for a protein of 249 amino acids. Gene Ontology annotation, cellular component: intracellular anatomical structure. The record is from RefSeq and is a predicted model, not a curated record. Gene Ontology annotation, molecular function: oxidoreductase activity, acting on NAD(P)H, oxygen as acceptor. NCBI's taxonomy places the organism in Eukaryota, Fungi, Ascomycota, Eurotiomycetes, Chaetothyriales, Herpotrichiellaceae. The transcript is spliced from 3 exons.